This is a messenger RNA of Annulohypoxylon maeteangense, 1078 nucleotides long. RefSeq names its product acyl-CoA N-acyltransferase. The transcript has a single exon. The record is from RefSeq and is a predicted model, not a curated record. NCBI's taxonomy places the organism in Eukaryota, Fungi, Ascomycota, Sordariomycetes, Xylariales, Hypoxylaceae. Gene Ontology annotation, molecular function: acyltransferase activity, transferring groups other than amino-acyl groups. Bases 276 to 890 code for a protein of 204 amino acids.
CAUCUUCUCGACUCCGAAUAGACUCAUUUUGUCUAACGAAAUCUGAUCGAGGACGUUUUAUGAAUGUAUCAAUUAGUAAUAAUUAAUUGAAACCUAGCUCUUAUGGGACAGGACAACAAGAAUAAAUAGGGCUACUUGAUUGAAAUUGAGAUUGAGACUGAAAUCAAGAACUCAGCUCAUCUUCAAGGUUGACAAAGACCAAUUACAUAUUUCCAACUCAUCUCAUCUUACCACAUCAGCUACAAAUUCUCAUAUCACACUUACGACAAAUCAACAUGUCUAUCCAAAUCCGCAAAGCGACUGAAUCUGACAUCCCAUCUAUCAUAGAUACCUACUUUGACGCAUUUCGCGAUCAUCCCCUCACUCUAAGAGCCUUCUUCCCAGGCUCGGAACCUGUGAGGCAAUGGUGGGCUGAGGGAAUAGGCGCUGACCUACGAGACCCUAGCACUCACUACCUAGUUGUCACCGACUCAGCUUCUGCAGACCCUGAGAGGAUUCUUGCCUUUGGGAAAUGGCGCGUGUGGCUCACAUCCACAACCCCUCCAGCACCACCAAUACCUAGCUGGCCUGAAGGUGCCGACGUCCCCCUUCUUGAGAAGUUCUUCGGUGCGAUUGAUCAAAAGCACAAGGAUAUCUUGCAAGACCGACCGCACUGGUAUCUGGAUAUGCUAGGUGUUCGAAAGGAAGCCCAGGGCAAAGGUGUAGGGACUCGGCUUGUGGAGUAUGGUGUCACCAAAGCUGAUGAGGCUAGAGUCGAGGCAUUCCUAGCUGCCAGCCCGGCUGGUGCCCCUUUAUACCAGAAGUACGGAUUCGAAAUACAUUCGACAUUACCGAUGGGUGAAAAUGGACGGGUCGAGACUUUUAUGCUACGGCCAGCUAAGAAGGCCUAGCUUCGAUAUCAUCAGCGUGGGAGUUACUGGACAACGAGGACAAUGAGGCCAAUGAGGACCAUAACAACAAGCGUAGGUAUAGACAAGGAAAUAUUAGAUACUGGAAGACGGUUGUUAAUCUAGGUACCUACCUAGCGGGGCAUACUCAGGUACAUAUAUGGAUAACAAUAAAGUUCAAGGUCACGCAG